This is a messenger RNA of Brenthis ino (lesser marbled fritillary), 930 nucleotides long. The record is from the annotation of a GenBank genome assembly. NCBI's taxonomy places the organism in Eukaryota, Metazoa, Arthropoda, Insecta, Lepidoptera, Nymphalidae.
AUGAUUCAAUUUGGAGUUAUAGCGCGAAACUUUUCCAGUUCUUCUGUCGUACAAAGUGCAGUAAAAAAUGUUACUGUUAUUGGAGGUGGACUGAUGGGCUCUGGAAUUGCUCAGGUAGCGGCCCAAGCUGGUCAAAAUGUGACUUUAGUAGAUGUAAGCUCAGAUGUGUUGGCUAAAUCUCAAAAAUCUAUCGGGAACAACCUGGGGCGAGUUGCAAAGAAGAUUUACAAGGACAAUCCAAAAGAAGGUGAAAAGUUUGUAACAGAGUCUUUGGCCAGGAUUAAAACUGAUACUGACCCUGUCAGCGGAAGUAAGGGAGCUGAUUUGGUAGUGGAAGCUAUUGUUGAAAAUAUUAAUGUUAAACAUGAGCUUUUCAAAAAGCUUGAUGCUGCUGCACCGAGUCACACCAUAUUUGCUUCAAACACUUCGUCUCUGUCCAUCAAUGAAAUUGCCUCUGUCGUAAAACGCAAGGACAAAUUCGGUGGUCUCCAUUUCUUCAAUCCUGUUCCAGUGAUGCGUCUUCUAGAAGUGGUGAGAGGGAACGAAACCUCGGACGCUACAUACAACACUAUGAUGGAGUGGGGCAAGGCCGUCGGCAAGACUUGUAUAACUUGCAAGGACACUCCCGGCUUUGUUGUUAACAGAUUGCUGGUCCCGUACGUUGCUGAGGCUAUUAGACUGUUUGAGAGGGGAGACGCUUCAGCCCGAGAUAUAGAUGUAGCCAUGAAACUAGGUGCCGGCUACCCCAUGGGCCCGCUGGAGCUUGCCGACUAUGUGGGCUUGGACACUAAUAAGUUCAUCUUAGACGGAUGGCAUAAGAAAUACCCUGAAGAACCCCUCUUCAAACCCGUCCCACUUCUGAACAAGUUAGUCAGCGAGGGCAAGCUUGGGGUAAAGUCCGGUGAAGGCUUCUACAAAUAUGAGAAGAAA